Messenger RNA from Symbiodinium pilosum, 158 nucleotides. Lineage: Eukaryota; Dinophyceae; Suessiales; Symbiodiniaceae. The record is from the annotation of a GenBank genome assembly.
GUCAUGCUCUACGUCUACCGAAGACGCAUGUGCCGUGAUUGGUGGAUGAUUUUCGACAUGAUGAUCGUGGUCAUAGCCUGGAUCGACGUAAUCGUCAGCACGCUGGUGACCACCGCGGGUCUACAGGAAGUCCAGCUCCUGCGGCUCUUCCGCAUCGC